GUGCGAUGGAAGCAGCCAAAACAGGAUUUCUGUCGCAAUCCCUACAACGUGACUGGGCUUUGCAACAAGGCGGCAUGUCCUUUGGCAAACAGCCAGUAUGCCACCAUUCUGGAAGACGAGGGCGUGAACUACCUCUACAUGAAAACGGUGGAGAGAGCCCACUCGCCCAAGAAUCUGUGGGAGAGAGUCAAGCUUUCCAGGAACUAUCUCCAGGCCCUGGAGCAGAUCAACAAGCACCUGGAGUACUGGCCAGCUGGCAUUAUCAACCGCUGCAAACAGCGGCUGACGAAGAUGCGACAGAUGCUGAUUCGGAUGCGCAAGCUGGCGCUGAAAGGUGGCAGCAAGUUGGUACCCAUCAAGAAGAAGACCGAACGGCGUGAAGCGACCCGGGAGCUCAAGGCCGAGACCGCCGCGAAAGUGGACCUGGCCAUCGAGCGGGAGCUCCUGGAGCGCCUGAAGCAGGGCACCUACGGUGAUAUCUACAACUUUCCCAAGAAGCAGUUCGACAGUAUCAUGGAGAAGGACGGAGAAGCGGAGAAGGAGGUCCAGGAGGGUGACGAGAGCGACAUGGAGUUUGUGGAGGAUUUCGGAGAGGACGACGAGGAGGAGUGGGAGGACCUUGAUAACAAGGUUGAAGAAGUCGAGCUUGAGGAUGAUCUGGGCAUGGCUGACAUGGAGGAUGUUGCACUGCCAGCGCGGAAGAAGAGGCGGGCGAGAGGGCCUCGGGUGGAGUUGGAGUACGAGGAGGAGAUGGACGCAAGGUAG
Molecule: messenger RNA, 765 nt
Organism: Symbiodinium necroappetens
Lineage: Eukaryota; Dinophyceae; Suessiales; Symbiodiniaceae
Source: the annotation of a GenBank genome assembly